Molecule: messenger RNA, 369 nt
Organism: Drepanopeziza brunnea f. sp. 'multigermtubi' MB_m1
Lineage: Eukaryota; Fungi; Ascomycota; Leotiomycetes; Helotiales; Drepanopezizaceae
Source: RefSeq, a predicted model, not a curated record
AUGAUUUACUGCAAAGCGGCUCGUUUUUACGACGGCACGACCCAGGCCAAGGUCCUCGCCGCCUCCACGCCCAAGGAACAGAAGUCUCUCGGCAAGCUGGUCAACGGGUUUGAUCCCGAGAGCUGGGACGAGGUCAAGAGCAGCGUGGUGCUGGCGGGCUCGAUUGCAAAGUACGAGCAGAACCCGAAGUUGAAGGACAAGUUGCUGGCUACGGGUGAGAGGUUGUUGGUUGAGGCGGCUUCGAAGGACCGCGUGUGGGGAAUUGAAUAUACAGAGAAGGAGGCGAUGAGUAAUCGAGAGCACUGGGGUGAGAACAGGCUGGGAAAGGCGUUGAUGGAGGCGAGGGAGCAUUUGAUGGGGAGGACAUAG